GCACUGAUGCUUGUAGUUUUACCAAGAAGGAGAUACCGCAUCCUGAACUUGCGCCAUAGUGUAGCCCUACAACUGCCAGCCGGGGACAACUUUUGUAUCUUUUACAGUUUUGUGCAACUGAAUGAAAGAAGUGUGUUACUGAGAACUCCCAUUGUUGGAUUACGUCUUGUAAGAACCAGAGAAAUAUGGAGUCCACACCCGUCAUUUACAACAGACUAAUUUCAGACCAGAGCACUGUCUCUGCUGACUCGGAGUUGUCCUUGGAGGACUAUCAGAAUGAUAUCUUCGAACAGCUGCCCAGUGCACAGAGAAGGCUGCAAAACAAGGAUCAGGCACAGGAAGAUGAGGUUCACUGGAAUCCCAAUCAACCCCUGAAGAUGCUGCCCCUGUGUAUACAGGAGAAAAGGACCCUCAGGGAUAGAAAACAAUUAGAGAGGCAAAGAAUUGGUUACUGGGCAUCAUGGAAGAGGAGUCAAGAAAUUGCAAGACGGCGAUUGAGAGAGCAGAUGAGGAGGGCUGUUUCAGGAUUGCUGCUGUGGAAAACCACCCUCCAUAACAUUGAAGGGAGAUUUGGUGUGGGAGUGAAGGCGUACUUUGUGUUCCUUCGGUACUUGUUGUUUUUAAACUUUCUGAACUGUGGCAUCAUCGGUGGUUCUGUGCUAAGUCCCUCUCUCUACAACAGGACUAAAAGCGUUCACGCUUCCUUGUCCAAAAUCUUCAGCGAGAAUGCUUCAGUUUUGGAUAUUUUUCUGGGCACAGGCUUUAUGGAACAUUCUCCAGUUUUCUAUGGUUUCUACAUAAAGCGCAACUUACACUCAGAUUGUCUGAACACAGCUCUCCUCUUUUUCUUUGGCAUGCUCACCAUACUCCUCCUCAAUCUCAUCAUGAUAGUGCGCAGGAUGGUGGUGGGUUAUAAGAACACAUGGCUGACUGGCAUUACUUUCAAUGCGAAUAUGAGCUAUAAGGUCUUCUGUGGAUGGGAUUUCUGCAUCCGGGAGCCUGAAGUGGCCUGCCUUAAACACAACCUAAUUAAGAAUGAACUGAAGAUGGACCUUGAAGAGCAGAAGUUUCGUCAGAAAGUCUCUGGGCGUUCACUAAAGCAGUGGAUUGUCCUGUACAUCCUGCGCGUUGUUCUCAACUUUGUGGUGUUAGUUCUUCUGGGUGGCUCCAUCUUUCUGAUCUAUUAUGCCACCAAUACAUUGCCUUCUGUGCAGACUUCAGCUACACUGAAUCUCCUGAGUGGCUACCUUUCUCCCAUUACAAUCACAUUAGUCAAUUUUGUGAUGCCACACUUUUUUUCUGCAAUCACAGCGUAUGAAGACUACUCCCUCACUACACAGCUUAAUGUCACCUUAGCUCGGAGUAUUGUGCUGAAACUGGGAAGCUUAGCCAUCUACCUCAUCUUCCUGUAUAGAAAAAAAUAUGAAACCAUGUGUGUGGCUACUGAGUUUGGAAAGGAAAUGUAUAAGCUCACUAUAUUUCAACUCUUGGCAUCUUUCUGCAAUACGUUCUUGGUGGCAUAUCCUAGAAAGCUGUUGGUGGAGAAAUGUUUAUCCUCUAAUUUUUUAAGGAGAGUGGGCAAGCAGCAGUUUGUGAUCCAAAUGAACGUGUUAGAUCUGGUGUACAGUCAGACAGUCACAUGGGUGGGAGUUUUUUAUUGUCCUCUCCUGCCAGCCAUCAGCAUUUGUAAGCUUGUGGCAAUCUUCUACAUCAGCAAAUUCAAUCUGUUGCGAUGCUGCGACCCGGCUCGUAAAAUGUUCAGAACCACCAGUUCUUCGGUUCUGUUUCAUUUCAUGCUCUUGCUGGGCCUCAUCAUGUCCGCCAUCAAUCUUGGUUUCAACAGUGAACUGAACAAGUCUGAUUCCAAAUGUGGCCCCUUUCAAGGGAACAGGACUUUGCAUGAAGUGACGAGUAAAUGUGUUAACACACUCCCAUAUGCUGCAAAAGAAGGCAUACGUUACAUGACAUCUGAAGCUUUUGCAUUCGUGAUCAUAUUAACAGAGAUUAUCGUCUUGACGUCUUAUGUGUCUCGUGGACGAAGCAAUCAGAAGACCAUGGAGAGGCUCAAGGACAUGCUUGUUAUGUGUAGCUCAGACAAGCGUUAUCUGGUGAAGCAUCAUGCCACAUUGCUCAGGCGAAAGAAGACCACCAAGCGCUCUGCAAAAGCAGCUGUACAGCAGUGAAAGUGUUCAUCAGGACCAGAGAGCAUAACUCUCACCUCUCUACUGCUUAUUCUACACCAAUAUGGGCCUUGGGGCUAUAAUGCAAUAUUCAAACACUGUCUACAAGACACAUGCAACAGAAUAAGCUAGACUCUGCUUCUAUAAAAGAAAGUAAUAUUGUCCAGUAUUCAUGCUUAAGCAACCCAUUCGACACUCUCUUGAAUGUUUUGUUUUCCAAAAACUUGCUAUUUAGCCAGACUCAAAAAUGCCAAUGAGGAACAUAUACCAUUUAGCAAUUUACAAAUGUGCCAAAUGUGCUGGCUUUAGUAGUCUUUCUGCAAAUGCCAUAAGUAUUCUGGAAGCCUAAUGCUGUUUUCAUGACUCUUACCUGUGUGCUAACCUAGGCAGCGGAAUGUUUUCACCAUUAGCUUUCCAUAUUUGAUUUUGUAGUGUAAUAUUUAUUUAUAUAGUUUUAUAUUUGAUAUAGCAAAAAUAAUUUUUUUAAAAUUCUUUUUAAAUGUUGAACAUCUUAAUAAUAGAUAAGGAAAAAAUAUUUCAGCCAUACUAUUAUGAAAAUGCAACCAUGAGAAAAACAUAGUUACAUGAAGUACCACAGUAAACCUAUAGCUGAAUUAUUCAUAUAUUUAAUAAAGUAUUUUGGUAUAGCAAACACAGGUUUUAUGAACUAGUACAGUAAAAUUGUGGUAGUGUCAUAUUUAGAGUUAAACUAGUAGUUACGUUAGUCAAAUCAUCAGUGAAACCUCACAAAGGAUUUGACAUUUCUUUAGCCGUUUAAGAAACUGAACAAAAGAAUGAGGGGUUUUUUCUGACUCAUGGAGUCCGACUCUUAAAAUGUGAGCAUAAUUCGGCACACAAAACAAUAGUACUCAAGCUUGAACCUGUAGCCUAAUGCCAACUAAAGGCAGUGUGACAGGUGGAAAAAUUGUGCAAAUGACAAUAUUUACAACUGUAUAAAUAUAUCCCUGUGGGUGUGAAUUAUAUUAAUGUGUCUCUGACGAUGUGCAAAAAUGCUGUGAAUAUUAAAUAUGAAA
Hemibagrus wyckioides is the source of this 3214-nucleotide messenger RNA. RefSeq names its product transmembrane channel-like 8 (gene tmc8). Bases 186 to 2183 code for a protein of 665 amino acids. The transcript is spliced from 16 exons. The record is from RefSeq and is a predicted model, not a curated record. NCBI's taxonomy places the organism in Eukaryota, Metazoa, Chordata, Actinopteri, Siluriformes, Bagridae. Gene Ontology annotation, molecular function: mechanosensitive monoatomic ion channel activity. Gene Ontology annotation, cellular component: plasma membrane.